Messenger RNA from Zea mays, 983 nucleotides. RefSeq lists its product as uncharacterized. Gene Ontology annotation, biological process: retrograde vesicle-mediated transport, Golgi to endoplasmic reticulum; protein retention in ER lumen. Gene Ontology annotation, cellular component: Golgi membrane. Lineage: Eukaryota; Viridiplantae; Streptophyta; Magnoliopsida; Poales; Poaceae. The record is from RefSeq and is marked provisional.
CUUGAGAACCGAGCGGACGCCGAGCUGCAAGUAACUGCACCGACUUUCAACCGGAAGAGCCGAGCCGAACCAAAGUCGCCUCUUCUUCUCCAACCUCCCCUCGCCUCUUGACUAGGCCAGGGUUCCAUCCCAACCCCGCCGCCAUCCGAUCCGAUGGAGGGCGGCGACUCGUCCGGCGCCGGCGCCGGCUCCGGUGGCGCCGUGGCGGCGGCGGCCAAGUGGCGGAGCGACGCGUCGCGGUCGUUCCAGUACUACCUGGACCGCUCCACGCCUCACGCCACUGGGCGGUGGCUCGGCACGCUCGCCGCCGCGGCAAUCUACGCGCUGCGGGUCUACAUGGCGCAGGGCUUCUACAUCGUCACCUACGGGCUUGGGAUCUACCUCCUCAACCUCCUCAUCGGUUUCCUCUCCCCCAUGGUCGACCCCGAGCUCGACCCCUCCGCCGCCGCCGAGGGGCCGGCGCUGCCCACCCGGGGGUCUGACGAGUUCAAGCCCUUCAUCAGGCGUCUCCCCGAGUUCAAGUUCUGGUAUGCAAUCACAAAAGCUUUUGUUGUAGCUUUUGUGAUGACUUUCUUCUCUGUGUUUGACGUUCCUGUCUUCUGGCCUAUACUCCUCUGCUACUGGGUUGUUCUCUUUGUCCUUACAAUGAAGCGCCAGAUUGUGCAUAUGAUCAAAUACAAAUAUGUGCCUUUCAGUAUCGGGAAACAGAAAUACGGUGUGAAGAAGAGUGUCGCAAGCACCAGUUCCUCGAAAGACUGAUUAUGAGUCUACCUCAGUAGGAACUUGGCAGGGGAACAAGAUACGGUGGAUGAUGAUGUGCUAAAUACCUAAGUGUAAUACUCCAUUCAUAUCUAGAUGUAGACGGAUAUUCGCUCCUGUUUCUGACUCUGGGCUCACUGUUUAAUUCGAUAUUGUGCUUAGCUCCCUCCUAUGCUUGUAUAGCGAAUUCCGCAUCUCAGAUAAAUUAUUUCGUUUAUUUACUA